UUCUGUAUCGCACCAUAAUAGCCGUAAUGGAAAAUGAGCCUUUGCUCUCAUAUUACAGUCCCAGAAAGCGUCAUCCACCUUCGCAUCUCGCGCCUCUGGCGGAGAACGACGAGGUGGUCCUUCCUCUGAACGCAUCGGAGAUCAAGGAGCGCCUUAUCUUCGGGCCGUCGACUCCUGAAGAUUCUGCAGCUUUAGUUGAAGCACUCACGCUUUCGCUUAAUUCCCCAAGACAGCAUUCUUCUUCACACGACCUUUUAGCUGCUCUCCUCGAAUCACAAUCUCAACUUCCCCGAAAAUCAUCCUCAAACCCUGCCGUUCGUCGUUGUAAAACGGCACCGGCUAUGGCGGUGAUCCCCGAAUUCAACCACCAGCAAUCCUCUGAGCCUAAACCCCAACGUAACUCAAAUUCAAUUGUUUCCCAAGCGGUUAUCCUUCUUGUUAUCUAUUUAUCAUUGGGGGUGGUUAUAUAUUCUCUCAAUCGUCAUAAUUUUACUGGAAGUGAGACUAACCCUGUGGUGGAUGCCCUCUAUUACUGUGUGGUGACAAUGUGCACAAUAGGAUACGGUGACAUUACUCCCACUAGUACAGCGACCAAGCUUUUUUCUAUUCUGUUUUCGUUGGUGGGAUUUGGGUUUAUUGACAUAUUGCUUUGCGGGAUGGUGAUUCAUGUUCUUGAUUUGCAAGAGAGUCAUUUGCUGAAGACAAUGAAGAGAUCAUAUGUAAUUGAUGCCAAGAAAGGGAGAAUGAGGAUUAGGAUGAAGGUGGCCUUGGCAUUGUUGGUUGUGGUGCUUUGUAUUGGGGUUGGUGUUUGUGUGAUGCAUUAUGUGGAGAAACUUACAUGGGUGGAUUCUUUCUAUCUUUCUGUGAUGUCAGUUACAACUGUUGGCUAUGGUGACCAGGCAUUCAAAUCAUUUUCUGGUCGUAUCUUUGCUGCAAUUUGGUUGCUUUUGUCUACUCUUGCAGUUGCCAGGGCUUUUCUUUAUUUAGCUGAGGCAAGAGUGGAUAAGAGGAAUAGAAGAAUGGCAAAGUGGAUUCUUGGUCAUGAUUUGACUGUUUCUGAUUUUUUUGCUGCAGACUUGGACAAUAAUGGCUGUGUGAGUAAAUCAGAAUUUGUUAUAUACAAGCUCAAGGAGAUGGGAAAACUGGCAGAUAAAGACAUCAUGCUGGUCGGUGAGAAGUUUGACCGGCUAGAUACCGGUAAACGUGGCUAUAUAAAACUUGCUGAUCUCAUGGAGGCUAAUCUUUGAUAAUAUAAUACGGUUAUCUUUAAGUGCAAGAAAAUGAAGAAAUUUCUGCGUCUUCACCAACAUAAUCAAUUGAAGAGGAGGAAUAUCAUGUUGUCUAGUUUCAUGCUGCUGUUCAUUCCCUGACCCUUCGUUGUGUUCAUUGAGAUAAGGCAUAAAUGUUGAAGGUGAAUGCAGCACAAGAAACCAUAUUUAUGUCAUAUUUUUUGUCGUUUUGGCCAGCGUAGUUUGGCGGUUUGUUUAG
Molecule: messenger RNA, 1488 nt
Organism: Neltuma alba
Lineage: Eukaryota; Viridiplantae; Streptophyta; Magnoliopsida; Fabales; Fabaceae
Product: two-pore potassium channel 3-like
Exons: 2
Coding region: 27-1247 (406 amino acids)
Biological process (GO): potassium ion transmembrane transport; stabilization of membrane potential
Cellular component (GO): plasma membrane; plant-type vacuole membrane
Molecular function (GO): potassium ion leak channel activity; outward rectifier potassium channel activity
Source: RefSeq, a predicted model, not a curated record